Olea europaea var. sylvestris is the source of this 579-nucleotide messenger RNA. RefSeq lists its product as uncharacterized. The transcript is spliced from 2 exons. The coding region runs from base 1 to 579 and encodes 192 amino acids. The record is from RefSeq and is a predicted model, not a curated record. NCBI's taxonomy places the organism in Eukaryota, Viridiplantae, Streptophyta, Magnoliopsida, Lamiales, Oleaceae.
AUGGAGGCUACUUUGUUGUCUUGUCCUAGAUUACCCCAUAGGCCAUUUCUAAAGAAACCCUCUUACAGCCUAAGACAUGGGAUCGUAACAAAAGUUGUAGUUGCUGCAAAAAAAGAUGAUAAUGAGGCAAAAUCUUCACCUGUUGAUGAAAGUAUGUCUGUUCUAAGACUGCACAUCAAGAAAAUGAAGGUGUUAGAGAGUAGUAGAACUAGUCAAAAGCCUUCUUCUGAUUGGAUGGAAUGGGAGAAGAGGAUUUUUACGCGUUAUCAAGAGGAUGUUUGUGAAGCAAUGGCGUUAUUGCAAACGUAUUUAAUGAAUACAAGACCGAGCGUGGCAUUGGGAGUGCUCGCGUUAGUCGCGAUGAGCAUUCCAUUAUCGAGUUCAAGAGCCAUGGUUAAUGUCUUGAAGAUAACAAAAGGAUUAUUGGAAGGCUGUCAUCUUAUCCACAUUGCUCGUGUUUAUCAAGUUUCAACUCCCAUGUCUAGGGUGGAUCCAGAAGGCUGCCCUCGACUUCAACUCAAGUCUAACUCCAGUAAUAAGUCGAGUACAUCUUGCCAAUUUUACCCUUUCAAAAAUUAG